Messenger RNA from Cheilinus undulatus (humphead wrasse), 4297 nucleotides. RefSeq names its product ras-related GTP binding D (gene rragd). Gene Ontology annotation, molecular function: GTPase activity; GTP binding. The record is from RefSeq and is a predicted model, not a curated record. Gene Ontology annotation, biological process: cellular response to amino acid stimulus; positive regulation of TOR signaling; regulation of autophagy. The transcript is spliced from 7 exons. The coding region runs from base 87 to 1277 and encodes 396 amino acids. Gene Ontology annotation, cellular component: lysosome; nucleus; Gtr1-Gtr2 GTPase complex. NCBI's taxonomy places the organism in Eukaryota, Metazoa, Chordata, Actinopteri, Labriformes, Labridae.
UCACCAUCAUGGCUCUCACGUCUCAAAUGACGGAGGAAGAAAAGUUUUCCGUGCAGAGCAGAUAAAUAAAGAUCCGAGCAGCAGAAAUGUCGGAGCAGAAAGUGUCCGCAAUGACCACAGAGGAAGAGGAGGAUGAAGCUCUGGGAUAUUACGAAGAAGAAGAAGGAGAGGAUGAAGACGAGCUGGAGGCGUUUUCAGACUCGGAGCUGGACUGUGAGGACGGAGUUCUGGGCUUCAGCGACUCUCUGGAAGUCAAACCUCGUAUCCUGCUGAUGGGUCUGAGGAGGAGUGGGAAGUCAUCCAUCCAGAAGGUGGUUUUCCAUAAGAUGUCACCCAAUGAGACUCUGUUCCUGGAGAGCACCAAUAAGAUCUGCAGAGAGGACGUCUCCAGCAGCUCUUUUGUCAGCUUCCAGAUAUGGGACUUCCCCGGACAGAUCGACUUCUUCGACCCCACGUUCGACUACGAGAUGAUCUUCAGGGGAACUGGAGCGCUCAUCUUCGUCAUUGACUCGCAGGAUGAUUAUGUGGAGGCUCUCAGCAGACUUCAUCUCACUGUGACCCGGGCUUACAAAGUCAACCCCGACAUCAACUUUGAGGUUUUCAUUCAUAAAGUAGACGGACUGUCAGACGACCACAAGAUCGAGAAACAGAGAGACAUCCACAAACGAGCCAACGAUGACCUGGCAGACGCUGGCCUGGAACAGAUCCACCUGAGCUUCUAUCUAACCAGCAUUUACGACCACUCCAUAUUUGAGGCCUUCAGUAAAGUGGUUCAGAAGCUGAUCCCACAGCUGCCCACGCUGGAAAACUUACUCAACAUCUUUAUAUCUAACUCGGGUAUUGAGAAAGCCUUCCUGUUCGAUGUAGUCAGUAAGAUUUACAUCGCUACAGACAGCAGUCCGGUGGACAUGCAGACGUAUGAGCUGUGCUGUGACAUGAUCGAUGUGGUCAUCGACAUCUCCUGCAUCUACGGUCUGACAGAAAGUGGAGCAGGUUUACCCUACGACAAAGAAUCCAUGGCCAUCAUCCACCUGAACAACACCACUGUCAUGUACCUGAAGGAGGUCACCAAGUUCCUCGCCAUGGUCUGCUUCCUCCGCAGGGAGAGCUUUGAGAGGAAAGGACUGAUCGACUACAACUUCCACUGCUUCAAGAAUGCCAUCCAAGAGGUUUUCGAUGUUCGGGUAAAGGUUCAACAAAAUCGUAAACUCCUCAGCCAAAGAAGGUGGAGCAAACUAACUAUGACCAACGGAGUGGCGAAUAACAACCCUCACUGAAAACGGCAGACUUCAGACAGCCCAAAUCUGACGAAUCCAGAGACUCUGUCUGCUUUCAAAAGAUUGAUGUAUGGAGUUUCUACAUUGUGAGAAUCAGUAAGUCUGUUCUUUAUUUGCUCAGCCCUCUGCCCACCUUACUUUUUACAGUAAAGAGGGUUGACUUUAUUUCCCACCAGUUUGGAAUUUGGCCUCAUUCACUGGUUUUAAUUAGGCAACAUGACAAGUUUUCCAUUAACAAGAAGAAACACAUAAAAAUCUGCAGGUUUUUGUGAUUUAACCAGGUGUUUGGAGCGAUUAUAAACCCGUAAAUACAUAAAAGGGAAACCUGAUGUCAUUGAACAAAAUAAGUGGCUUAAGAUGAUUUUGUUUUUUUUUUUUUGCUUCCAUGUAAAAAAGCCUCCACUGGUGACUGUUUUUACAUCUGUGGCUUGAUACACUACAUUAUUGUAUUUUUCCUUUUUCCUCAUGUUCACACUGAAAUAUAAUGAAGCCAGCCAAAGCACACACGUAUGGUGGACUGUCUCAUGUUUAUCAAAGGUUUGACACCACUAACAAAUACAUUAUGCAGCUGCAGGUGUUAUGGUUCAGUUUGUGACCAUGUUAACUGGUGUUCAAUAGUGUUCCUCGUUAAUGUUUGUUUUUUAGUUUCCAGUAAACUAGUUUAAUGAAACAUGAAGAAAGAGGCUUUUAUGAGUACUCUUGCCUUUUUCAGUGUCUGUUUUAACUACAGCAUCGCGGACAGGUGACACCAGAUAACACGGUGACUCUUCAAAGCCUAACAGCUGUGAGCAGUGUUAGCAGUGUUAGCAGAGUAGCUCUGACAGCAGAAUGUAAAAAGUAGAAAGCAGCUUGCCAAAAGUGGAGGUUCCAGUGAUGAGAAGGAUGAUUUCCCUGGUUCAACCAGCUGGAUAAAGUCGCGUUAAGCAAACAGCAGACACACUCAUGAUGUGAUCAAGGUGCAGACUCAGUGCAGGAGUAGAAAUCAGGCUUAUGUAGGACAUAAUGUUACAUCCUGAUGAACGCCAUCAGCUGCUUGAGUAGAAGAACUUUAGGUGCAAGUCUGAUCAUGUGCCUUAUUCAAAUUUGUGUAACUAUUUUUUAUGUUUUAUGUGAUAUCUCAAGAAUGAGCUUACCGAUUUUUAUCAAACUUACAAGAAAGUUUAUCAAAAAUGUAGGAGAGACUGAUUAAAUUUUUGAGGUCAAAAGUCAAGGUCACUGGCCCAUAUGUUCAUUCCUAAUGCUAGGAGGAAUUUUCUUCAAAUAUUGUGCAAAUGUCCUCUCAGCCUGAGGUUGGUUAUCAUUUGGGUGUUUUAUGAUAUUGGUGCUAAAAUAAUAAUAAUAUAAAAAUGGUACCAGUGUUAGAGCGGUACCUGAAUCAACGCUUUCAGGAGGGAAAAAGAGAAUGGUCAGCAUUAAAAUGUACUUAAUAUAAUCUCAAAGGCAGAUUUAGACAACAAGUUUAGCACCAUUAAACUUACUAAACAUUAAAAAAAAAAACACUGAACAGAUUCAACCAAAUAAUUAAAAGAGCCUUACUAAGUCUGAUAAGUUGUAUUUCCUACUAACAAUUUGACUCUCUUUACAUUGUCUGUGACUUAUUUUAUCCUGACUUAUAAAUGUGUUCAUCCCAGUAGGGCUUACAACUUUCAUUUAAUGUUUUUCACGACUUAUUUUUUCCUGCUGUUUCAUUUUUUAAAGUACAUUUUAAUCAUAAAAUGAUUUCCCCCCUGCACAAGUAAGAGCCACAGCCCCUCAACCAAAAAAUCUAUUUUCACCCCACUCCUAAAAAAAAUUCAUUCCCAGCACCAGGGGGUAGCGCCGACUUUCAGUCUGAUCAGGCAUUGGUUGGCGCUCAGUAUAGGGGGACAUGACCGACCCAACCCGAACAUGCCCAGACCAGCUGCUCCUGACUGGUCGGAUGGAUUUCUGGCAUGUUUGAUAUUUUGGUCGUAUGAUUCAAGACACUCCCACAGUGAGAGCAGGACCGUGAGCAGAAUCCUCAGUUUAACCGGCUAGACCCAAAUACAGCACAGACUUCAGUGCUUCAUUUCAGCACCAAAAAACGAACCUCUGUGCACUCAGCAGAGCAUUCUCCUGGACAUUUGUCUGUACGCUGCCUGCAUUUUUCUACCCAAUAUGCAGUCUGGCUGACUCCUUUACUUUAUUGUUGUCUCUGACGCAGCAACACAGACAUUCAUUUUCUUUGAGCCUCUUACAUAAAGAACCUACUGUGUGCUUAAUUCAUUUUAUUUUUAUAGCACAUUUAAUACAAAGAUGUUUCUCUGAAUUUAUGAUGCACGGGCAGCUUUUAUAACUUAUUUUCUCUCAGAAGUAUUGAUUCAGGGACUUUUCAGGAACUGUUUGAAAAGUUUUGAUUAAGCACCAGUAUUAGAAAAAACCCAGCUCUCAUGGCCGUCCCUUGCUUUUCACAUUGGUAUCACAGAAAACGACCCAGCCCUUUUUCUUGACCCACCACCACCAUAGGUUUCCCAAUGAAAGGGUUUAGGGCUCGGUGGUAGGUUGUAGGACAGUGGUAGGUCAGUGGUAGGUCAUAGGUCAGUGGUAGGUCAGUGGUAGGUCAUAGGUCAGUGGUAGGUCAUAGGUCCGUGGUAGGUCAGUGGUAGGUCAGUGGAAAAACUGGGGGAGAGAAAGUGGGGAAUGACUCUGUACUACUUCUAAUAAGAAUAUAUAAUAAUAAUUUUUAAAGAUAAAUAAAGUCUGUCUCCACAUUUAUAUGCCCUUCCCUCCUAAAACUAACUUAGCACAAAAAGUAAGGGGAAUUUGUUUAUGGUUAAAUUAUUUCUGUGUUGUAACAAUGCUUCAAUAAAGCUUACAUCACUGGAAAGCCUGUUUAUUUCCCUUUUAAAUAUAGCCACGUUUGUAAGGAAAAUACAUUUGUAACCCUAACCCUACCCUAACCCUGGGAAGAGCAGCAGAACUCAGUAUGUGGGUUACACCCAUGAAAAUUUGCCAAAACUUCUCUGCCAAUGCCAAACAGCUGAUUUGGCCAUUGACUCUUG